UGACUUAAUAAAUAUACUUAAACAUAUACAAACAUUUCCUAAGUAAAAGCACUGAAAAAAUUCGUUGUUCCUAGUUUUCCAGAAUGGAUAUUUUGUGCGUCGAUGGCUUUAGCUAUAAUGAGCCCUCCUCCAGCUCCCAUUUUAUAAAAACACCGAAUCAAAAUAUAGUCGUUCAAGGAAUCGGACCAGGAAAUGCGCUGCCAAUAGCCAAUAUACCCAGCAUUUCCAGUUUUAUCAACGCGUGCAACAAGCCCAUCUGCGAUGAUGCGGACUUACAGUGCAUCGUUGAUCUGGUCGAAGCCACUGUCUGCGAAGCGCUGGCCAUAAUCAAGUCCGAUCCACGCGGUUUGUUUGUCUACAAAUUCCCAAAACGACAGAAAAUGUCUUCCGUCAGCUUAGUGUCCACAGCCUUGACCGACAUUGUGGUGGCCAAUGGAGAGGACGACGACUCGAUUAAAAACCCUACAAAUUACACGGCAUACCUCGGCGCUUCAGCGGACUCUGCAUCCAGUGGCUUGGCGCGCAAAAUGCUGACCAUCGGGGAUUUCGAGUAUUCAAAUGCCAUUGCCGACAUAAGGGACUUUGUUAGCCGGUGGGAACUUUCGCCUGACACCAAGUGUGUGGUGAUCAGCAAUCCGAUUCGACAUGAGGUUCCCAUUAAGGGAACCAUUCUCUUUGUGGAUGCCCAUUUCUCCCGGCCGACCGCCCGGUGUCCAAAUCCGCUGGCUGUUGCCAAGGUGCGAUUCAUCGUCAGUGUGUCCAAGCUACUGCUGACACAUUAUCCGGUAAUGAUAUCUUACCGCUUUGAGGGCUACAACACACUCUACUAUGGUUUGGGCGAACGCUGCCUUAACUCGUUCACUUUCCAACGCUUCUACAUCGACACCAUCCUGCACACCAAGCUGACGUUCUUCGCUGCGAUCUCCGAGAGUCGGCACGGUACCAUCGACAAGCCCAAGCAUAAUAUUAAGUCAAAAAAUGCCAAGAAGACCAGCAAUUGAUUUAGCAUUUACCAUUA
This is a messenger RNA of Drosophila rhopaloa, 1018 nucleotides long. RefSeq lists its product as uncharacterized. Bases 84 to 1001 code for a protein of 305 amino acids. Gene Ontology annotation, molecular function: protein kinase A regulatory subunit binding. Lineage: Eukaryota; Metazoa; Arthropoda; Insecta; Diptera; Drosophilidae. The transcript has a single exon. Gene Ontology annotation, cellular component: cAMP-dependent protein kinase complex. The record is from RefSeq and is a predicted model, not a curated record.